Diaporthe batatas is the source of this 936-nucleotide messenger RNA. Its product is annotated as acylglycerol lipase. The transcript has 2 exons. NCBI's taxonomy places the organism in Eukaryota, Fungi, Ascomycota, Sordariomycetes, Diaporthales, Diaporthaceae. Bases 1 to 936 code for a protein of 311 amino acids. The record is from RefSeq and is a predicted model, not a curated record. Gene Ontology annotation, cellular component: membrane. Gene Ontology annotation, molecular function: lipase activity.
AUGGUGCAGGAGAUAGAGGGCAGGUUCAAGGUCGGGGACGCAAGCCUCUACACGAAGACAUGGCUCCCCGACGAGCCCGGCACCACCACGCGGGCCAAGCUCGUGUUCGUGCACGGGUUCAGCGACCACGUGGGCCGGUACUACGGGCUGUUCCCGCACCUGGCGCGGGCGGGGAUCGCGGUGUACGCGUUUGACCAGCGCGGGUGGGGCCAGAGCGUGGAGCGGCCGGCGGACCGCGGGCUCACGGGGCCGACGGCGCAGGUGCUGUCGGACAUCGCGGCGUUCAUCGGGGAGGUGGCGGUGCCGGCGUCGCCAGAGGGGGCUCCCCUCUUCGUGAUGGGCCACUCGAUGGGCGGGGGCGAGGUGCUGGCGCUGGCCAGCACGGGCGAGUACGAGGAGAGCGUGGUGGCGCGGGUGCGGGGGUGGAUCCUGGAGGCGCCGUUCAUCGACUUCCCGGCGGCGUCGCGGCCCGGGGCGCUCAAGGUGUUCGCGGGGCGGCUGGCGGGGCGGGUGCUGCCGCGCAUGAAGCUGGCGAACCCGAUCCCGCCCGAGGACCUGAGCCGGGACCCGGCGGUGGUGCAGAGCCUGCGGGACGACGAGCUGUGCCACGACACGGGCACGCUCGAGGGGCUCGCGGGGCUGCUGGACCGCACGGCGGAGCUGGCGGCGGGCAGGUACCGGCUCAGCCCGCGGGUGCAGAGCCUGUGGCUCGGGCACGGCGACAUGGACAAGGCCACGUGCUUCGACGCCGCCAGGGCGUGGUUCGACAGGCAGCAGCAGAUCCCCGACCGCGAGUUCAAGAGGUACGAGGGCGCCUACCACCAGCUGCACGCCGACACGGGGCGCGACGAGUUCUAUGCGGACGUCGAGCGGUGGAUCCUGGCGAGGUGUGGUGAUGGGCCGGGGGAGGCUGCCAAGGUCGAGUCCAAGCUGUGA